AUGAUUCCUUCGGCUGAGUCUUGCCGGCUGAGCAGCCACCAUGGCGAGACAUCCGCACCCACCACCCAGGAGAACCAGCUGGGCAUGUUCGAAAAAUCCUUGCGUGAGAAGGUCCACAAUCAAUGGGAAAGGCAAUGCGUGCCCACGACCAAAUGCGACAAGUGUCAGUCGCAGGGCCACAAAGUCCUUCAGAAGUGUUCCAUUUGUACGUGGAGCAUUUGCCAGGAAUGCAGUAAAGAUUCCGGACUCCGAAAGAGCGAGGGUCCAUGUCACAUACUAGAUCACAACGCCGUGGACUGGAUUUUGAAGGAGGACAGCACCAAUGCCGAGAAGGAUAGCACCAACUCUUGGAAGAAGAGAACCAAUGCCAAGAAGAACACCACCCAUGCCAAGAAGACGACUACGAGGCGCGCCAAAAGGGUCAAGACGGCCAACAAGGUCGAGAUAACUCUUGUGGCUGUCACGGAAGAACCCCAGGCCAGUGACAUCAGUGGCAUCAGUGGCCACGCAAAGGGCCAGAUUCUUCCUCACCCUCUCCAGGGACAAGCACACAAGGCAAUUCAAACCAUGCCCGCAAGUUAUCCUCCACACAGAUUCCCUGAAAGAAAUGUCGAUGAUGAGCAUGAAAUCGUCGCUGGUAUGCCCACGCAGAGGCAAAACUCGAAUAGUCCCUACCCAGACAGGCAAGAGAAUCCAAGUACAACAAAGGGUUUUGUACCGGCUCAGAUCCUUCUGCCGAACCCGUCAACAUAUCCGUACCUGCCUUCCUUGCCACCAUUUUCGUCUGGACACUCCCUGCCACUCCAGUAUACGACGACUAUAGGUAGGGCCGCUCACGGCCUCCCCAGAGAACCAUGGCCGUCCCAUACCAAGUUUCGUCAGCCGCUAGCUAUCCGACACGGUUCUGCCGACUCGGUCCAAAUAUGGAUUCCGCCGUUUGAGAAUAGAAUAGGUUAUGGUAAACAGACUCGCCCGGAACCUGGGCCCCCAGGACCGCACGAAACUCUUCACUCGGUGCCGCGGGAAUUCGUACCGACUCGUGUGUGUGAAGAAGAGCCAAGCAGGGAGCAGCUCGCCCCGGAGUGUUUCACCACCCCCCCGAACCUUACAUCUCAAUGCCAAGAGUACCAUGAGACCAAGCCCAUUCUAGGGAAGCGUGGCCGGUCAACAUUCACACUACUUGAGCCCGAGGUCAACUUAGGAGUGCCCUACCUAAGACUUGCGCUCUCAUUAUGCGGAGACACCAAGUGA
Messenger RNA from Metarhizium brunneum ARSEF 3297, 1251 nucleotides. RefSeq lists its product as uncharacterized. Lineage: Eukaryota; Fungi; Ascomycota; Sordariomycetes; Hypocreales; Clavicipitaceae. The record is from RefSeq and is a predicted model, not a curated record.